AUGGGGCCUCCACGUGUAUGUGACGAGACGGCAGUGCGACAGCGAUCGGACUCCAAGAGGAGAGCAGAACGCACCACUUUUCUUGAGAUCCUGCAUCAUCUAAAGAUAAAGUCCCCGGAAAGGAUUGUUUUCCACUCUACAAAUUCCCCCAAGAGCCUCCUAAGAUAUCAAUAUCCUUGCCGACAAACUGGCAGAGGGGAGGUAGCUGUGGAGACCAAGGAAUGUCGUGGUGGCCUCAGACAAGAUGACAACGGCUGGAGACCCUGGGGAAUCCAGACUAUGGUGAAUGAGUUCUUGUUCUCUGUGUUCCCGACCUCUCAUCAAGGUGGCCUCCUGUUUUUCAUCCCCCCUGCUUCUCGCCUAUGGGAUUCAUCAUCCACUGGGAACCUGGUGAUAGUCAUUGUGGUCCAGCUGGACAUGGCCCUGCACACUCCCAUGUACUUCUUCAUCAGUGUCCUCUCCUUCCUGGAGGUCGGGUACACCACGACCACCAUCCCCAAGAUGCUCUCCAGCCUGGUCAAUGAGCAGAAGACCAUCUCUCUGGCCGGCUGCCUCCUGCAGAUGUACUUCUUCCACUCCCUGGGCAUCACGGAAGGCUGUGUGCUGACAGCAAUGGCCAUUGACAGGUACGUCGCCAUCUGCAGUCCUCUCCGUUACCCGACCAUCAUGACUCCCAAGCUGUGCACCCAGCUAACAGCUGGGUCCUGCCUCUGUGGCUUCCUCCUUGUGCUCCCUGAGAUCGCGUGGAUUGCCACCUUGCCUUUCUGUGGCCCCAACCGGAUCCAGCAGAUCUUCUGUGACUUCACACCUGUGUUGAGCUUGGCCUGCACAGACACAUCGCUGGUGGUCAUCGUGGACGCUAUCCACGCAGUGGAGAUCGUGGCCUCCUUCCUGGCCAUCGCCCUAUCCUACGUCCGGAUCAUCGUGGUGAUUCUGGGGAUGCCCUCUGCCGAGGGCCGCCGCAAGGCCUUCUCCACCUGUGCCGCUCACCUUGCUGUGUUCCUGCUCUUCUUCGGCAGUGUGGCUGUCAUGUAUCUGCGGUUCUCAGCCACCUACUCAGUGUUUUGGGACACAGCAAUUGCUGUCAGCUUUGUAAUCCUUGCUCCCUUCCUCAACCCCAUUAUCUACAGCCUGAGAAACAAGGACAUGAAAGAUGCUAUUAGAAGGUUUUUCUGCCGUCGGAGGAGGGCUGGUGGGGUCAGGGGGUAG
Canis lupus familiaris (dog) is the source of this 1209-nucleotide messenger RNA. RefSeq names its product olfactory receptor 6K6-like. Gene Ontology annotation, biological process: G protein-coupled receptor signaling pathway. Gene Ontology annotation, cellular component: membrane. Gene Ontology annotation, molecular function: G protein-coupled receptor activity; olfactory receptor activity. The record is from RefSeq and is a predicted model, not a curated record. NCBI's taxonomy places the organism in Eukaryota, Metazoa, Chordata, Mammalia, Carnivora, Canidae.